AAGAGAGAAUAUUCUUUGAAACAAUUUUCUGUCAACAUUCAAAUGCAAACAUGUGUGAUGUUUUUCCCUCACACGGUCAAGUACAUUAUGGUGGAAAAAAAAAUUGAAGAUGACGCCGAACAACUCGAUAAAUCUUCUGAAUCCGUGAUGAUAGAAAAAAGGGURUGCGAGGUGGCCAACUCGUGUGCUACUAAAUACGAGGAACUUAUUGUUAUUGACGCUAAAGAAGUGGAGUUGACGGAAGACAAUCUAAACGACCUGUUGAGUAAAAAAGUAUAUUCGGUAAUGUUGUCUAUGCCCACUAUAAAACAAGAUACUACCCAAGAACCCGCCAAAGAAGACGAAAAUUUACCUGAGCCCAUCGAUUUAAUGGGAGUAAUAGAACAGAAGUUAAGCAAAAUAAUUUACGGCAACGGAACUCCRUUAAACCCUAGUCCGAAUUCGCUUGCAGAUAUACAUAAGAAAGUAAACGAAUCCGGACAAAUAUUACCAUCGAUAUAUACGCCCAGAAAUCCGUUGAGUAAAGCUUCGGCGUUGACCAUUUUGUUCAGYAAAUUCUGUCAAAACAUUGGAUACGUUGCACCCCAACCACCUUUACCACAGUACCUUGUCAUUUUUGAUAUUAACAAAUCCAACAUCGUGUUACCGAUCAUCGAGGAUCUCGAAGAAAAAGUAGUCUAUUACGGAUUUUUCCGUAGUGCUGAUCCUGAAAAACCUAAGCUACUCUGCAAAGAUCCCGAAUUGUUAGCUACAUAUGGCAUGGAAAAAGUUGGCAAAGAGGCCAAAUUGGUGUUGUCUGUGCUCAUGGAUGACAAUGAUAAGAGUCUUUUGCGGUUCGUUGACGUUGGGCCAAUUUACGUGAGUCCAGACCAAGAGGUGGGCAUUGACGAUGCUAUUAAAUUUUUCCCACACGACUACGACGAGAUGGACGGUGAAGUGAAGUUGUGGCUGGCUCAGCAGGAGGUCCGAGACGAGGAAGAUACAAAUAUUGAAGGUGAAGUCGAAGAAGGAGUAUUGGAAGAAGAGAACCCGCCGCCAGAUCAGCAACAAGAACCAGAGCAGCCAACAAUCGUUGGUUAAUAUUGUGUCUAAUGUCUAUGCACCAAUGGGUUUCGAGUGCAGGUUCAAAAUUUUCUAAUCAAGUGA
This is a messenger RNA of Diuraphis noxia (Russian wheat aphid), 1146 nucleotides long. RefSeq lists its product as uncharacterized. The record is from RefSeq and is a predicted model, not a curated record. NCBI's taxonomy places the organism in Eukaryota, Metazoa, Arthropoda, Insecta, Hemiptera, Aphididae.